GGAAUGUAACAAUGAUUACGACCAAUGGAUUGAGAAUGGCUACGACUUUUAUAUUGACAGUAUUCAUCAUAUUAGAAGUUGGAUGCAACAAUGUGCUAGGAUACGUCCAAACUAAUUGUCAUGGAAAGAAUGUGAGCUACCAUAGGACCAGGGGCCUCUACACUCAACCACACUUAAAAUAUGGUUAUAACUAUAUUGCUACUAUACCAAGAUCUGCCCGUAACAUAACAAUUAGUCAACAUAGAUUAUCAUCAAAUCAUAUAGCACUUAUGAAAAAUGAUGGUUCUUAUGUCAUCAAUGGAAACUGGGUUGUGGAUCAGCCAGGAAAUAUCUUAGAUUGUGGAACUUUCUUCACUUACCGCCAAAACCAAGAUGAUGCUGGUUCAAUGAAGGAAUAUGUUCACUCACCAGGCCCUAUUAAUCAACCAAUUCAAUUGCUGCUCCUGGCAUAUGAAGUGAAUGGUGGUAUCACAUAUGAGUAUGAUACUUCUAUAGCAAAUAUUUCAUCUCCUCACAGUGAUGAUCCAAAUAAUGAUGCUGCUUUAAUGUCUAAAAAUUCUUUUAUACAACACAGAGUUAACCAUGAUUGGAAUAAUACGAUUGUGAAUGAAGAUGUUAGCACUAAUAGGAGGCGUCAUUGGCAGAAGCAUUAUAUCUGGAAAAGAUGCUACAAAUCUUGUGGAGAGACCACUUAUGAAACAGCAGUUUGUGUCCAUCACUCCACUGAAAUGAUUGUCCCUGAUAAACAAUGUUCUACUCCGAAAAAGCCUGUGGAAGAAGACCAUAGAUGUAAUUUUACUAAUAACCAAUGUCUUCCAGAAUGGGUACCUUCAGAAUGGAGUCCAUGCUCAGCGACCUGUGGAGAAGGAGUACAUAUAAGAGAAGUGGCAUGUAAACAAUUAACUUCUUCUGGAUACCCAUUGAUUUUACAUGCUAAAUCUUGCUCAACAUCACCUCCUCCAACAGUUAAGAAAUGUCAUUUGAAAGCUUGUGAUGCAGUUGCUCCUUCUACACCAUGGGAUGUUGGACAGUGGUCAAAGUGUUCUUCAUCAUGUGGAGAAGGAUUCAAAACUAGAACAGUAACAUGCAGAUCAACUUUGUGCCAUUCAGAUGACGUACCCCCUACUAAAGAAUCUUGUUAUUCAGUUUGCCCAACCCAAGGAAUGUGGUUAACUUCACAGUGGAGCACAAAAGCAAGCAAAGUAGAGAUGCAACCAUCAAUUAAGAAAUAUUGUAAUGAAAAAUGUGGAAAUGGGUGGCAAAUGCGAAAUGUUAUUUGUUUUGGAGACAAGGAAUGUAGUAGUGUUGAACAACCAAAAAUAUUCCAAAUGUGCAGAAGCGAUGAAAGUUGCUCAGGACAAUGGUUCACAGGACCAUGGCAAACGUGCAGUGGUGUUUGUGAUGAGGGAAAUCAAAAGCGGGAUGUAGUGUGUUUAGGAAAAAUCAAAAAUGAAUUUGUGAGUGUUCCUGAACAUAACUGUAAAACUGAUGAAAAACCAGUUCCAAUUCAAAAGUGCAAGCUUCUUGAAUGUUCUGCAACAUGGUAUACAACAGAAUGGAGCACAUGUUCAAAAAGUUGUGGAGGUGGUAUGCAGUAUAGGAAAGUGUAUUGUGUGAAGAAAAAUUUAGAAAGUACUUUGUGCACUGAAAAUGAAAAGCCUCCAAAAUCACAGGGCUGUAACACACAUUUGUGUACAGCUUUUAUAAAAGACACUGACUGCAUAGAUAGACAUAAAUAUUGUCAAAAAGCAGUCGUGCAAGCUAGACUGUGUAAUUACUCUUAUUAUAAAAACCUUUGUUGUCAGUCUUGCUCUGAUAAAAACUAAGGCAUUUUUUUUCACAUUGAGAGAUGAUACAAAGAUUUGAUGAUAUUAAAGGGUGUUACUCAUUAAGCUAUAUGUUUACUUUAUUUACCAAAAUAAUAUUUAUAUAAAGUGUGGCAUUUUAUUUAUGUUAUUAUUUUUUUUUUAAAUUUAGAUAAACACCUCUUUAAAGAGAGUUUUAAACAUAUUUUACUGUUUAUUUAAAAAAAGAGGGCUUAAUGUUAACAAUUUUAAAGUUAAAAUUACAGUAGACUCUCUCUUAUCCUUUGUUAUCAGGAACAAUUAGAUGUUUGACUAGUUAAAACAUACAAUAAAUCAGAUAUAUCUAAACACUUAAAUACGAUUACAAAUAUACCAAUCUAUCAAAAGAUUUAAAAAAU
Molecule: messenger RNA, 2203 nt
Organism: Nezara viridula (southern green stink bug)
Lineage: Eukaryota; Metazoa; Arthropoda; Insecta; Hemiptera; Pentatomidae
Source: the annotation of a GenBank genome assembly